UUGGGGGUGCAGGGCUGGGGUGGGGGCCCAGGGUGGGCCAUGCCAAGCACUGUUCUUCCUCACCCUGAGCCCCACGACGAGAGCCAGGCCACUUCUUCCCUGGGCUGGGCAGCAGCACUUCCCAGUGUGAGCCACCAGGGGGCGCAUGGCCCUGGCGUUUCCUCCUGGGAGCCCUGGUACCUCUUCAGCCCGGCGGGUGUCCAGCCUCACCAUAACCAGCACACACUGAGGUGAAGCUGAGGUCUGGGUGGGGGUGGGAUUGGGCAAGAGGCUGGAGCAAAACAUGUUGGUCAGGGCCAGGCCCAGGGGGCUUUCCAAGCAGAAACCCAGAGUGAAACCCAAGCUGUGAUCCAUUCCAGAAGGAAGCCCGGUUCUCAGGGAUCCAUGAACUGGAAGAGGUCGCCAAAUCCCCAGGGGUCAGGGCUUGGGCCAGCACCCCAGGGAGGGUGGCUCUGGGUGGGGGAGAACCACAAGACGCGGCACCCAGCCUCCCCCACCGGGGCCAGCCCCUCCCUCCCUCAGGGCCUCCUAACUCAUCCUUUAUACACAGUUGUAACGCCCAAGGUGAGGUGCUGGGAAAGACCUGGGGAGGCGGGCAGGGGUGAGGGCGUCCCAGCACGACAGCAAGACAUCCCGCUGCCUAGUGAGCACCAGUGGGGGCCCCUGAGGGCAGGGGCACAGGGCUGGGAGAGCCCAGGUUUGGGCUCUCCUUCAUGAGGCAGAAAAUCCUGAUGCUUCCAAAGUGCCCACAGGGAAACAGGGUGUUGGUCUGCAGAGUGCUCCCAUGUCUGAGCCUUGAGCCCUGGAGGGUGGCAUCUUUGGGGUCCCUGGGGCAUGGGGGGACAAGAUGGAGGCUGAGCUGGUGGGGUGGGCAGGUCUCUCCUCAGCCCUCAUUUUAGCCCCAGAGGAAAGGGGAGAAGACUGAGGCCUGAGGGGCGGGCCUUGCUCCAGCGGAGGUGGGGGCUGGCCUGGAACUCCCUGGGCCCCAGCACGUGGACAGGGUGCACCCCAGUUCCCCAGCCGUUAUGGGGUUCAGCUCCCCCCUGGAGCCUUGGCUUCCCCUCUCUUUCCCGCCCCUCAUCUCCUGGACACGGAUGUCCAGGGCCCUUCCUGGCUGUGCCUCCCUGAUCGUACUUCUGGCCAGCCCAGCACAAUGCCUGUUCCUUCCCUGGGCCUUCGCUCUAGCAGCCCCUGCAUCCUGGCCUCUGCCUGACCAGGAAGGCUGGGGAGAGGGGGCGUUGUUCCACCCUGACCCUGCCGACCUCUCUGUCCCUGCUUCCUCUGCCUCCCGGGCUGGCCCUGGCCCAGGAAUGCACUCUGGUUCCUGGUUGAGCAAUGUCACUGUGGUUUGGGGGUCCGGUGGGGGUGGUGGGAGGUGACCGCAGCCCUCCCCACCCCCCAAGGGUGCCCCAGUAGCCCCUCCAGCUCAGGCUGGCAGGGGCUUCGGAAAGGGGGGCCUGGCAGGCUCUGUGGCUGUGUGGGCACGUGUCUCAGUUUCUCUGCUGUGCCAGAAGGGGUAAAGAGACCUGGGGAGGGCAAAGCUCAGCUGGAAAGGAAGCUGGGAGAACGUGGGGGCUCUGGGGGUGGGAGUCCAGCCCCUGCACCCUGGGCCUUGCUGAGUCUCGUCAAAGGGGGCACCUCGGGGAGCCCCCACUCUCCCAGCCACCUCCCAGCUGGGCACCCUGAGGCUUGGGCAGGGCAGGGUGCAGGCCGGUGCCCCCAGGAGAGGAGGUGCUGUCAGCUCAGGAAGAGGGAAGCAGACAUUUCACCAGGGAUGGGCAGAGAUGCAGGUGGAAGGGAAGCCCGCUCCCUGAGGCCCAGUGGCAUUUCCGGGACAGCAGGCCCCAGGGGUGGACAGUCCGGUGGGCACUGUGUGCCAAGGGCUGGACGCAGACCCUGUCUUCAUUCCCCACACAGAAGUCUUGUCCUGGGCAUUUGGUGUUCCAGUCGCCUCCCCUGAGCAGACAGGGAAGCCAAGUCCCCUCUUGGUCACCCCUGGCCACCCCCCUGCCCUGGCUUCAGCUGAGCUGGGACUUGAACUCGGGUCCUGAUUGACAUUGCCUUGGGUCCCCCUGUGUCUGCCUCUGGUCCCCUUUAGCCCCAGUGUCCUCUGGCUCUGAGGAUGCUGCGGUGAGCUGCGGCUGGGUGGGGCCCCAUGAAGAGGAGGUGAGUUGGGGUUCUGCCCUGGCCCCCUGCCCCACUGAGCCUGAUCCAGGGGAGGGUCCUGGGAGGCCUGCACCCCAGCUUCCCCUGGGAAGCCAAGCAGGCACCAAGUCCUCACACACACAGGACAGGACGGGACAGGGUAGCCCUGGGCAUUGGCAGCCGGUGGGAGGGGUGAUUGUACCAAGGCUUUCAGGGGACAAGCGGUGGGAACAGCAGUGAGGGAGUUAAUGGCAGCCGCUGACUCCUCUCUGGCAGGAAAAAGUCCCCAUAGACACCCUGCUGCCUGGCGUCUUGCCAGGGCCAAGACAGGGGCUGAAAACUGGAAGUCCAGGCGGGUGGCCAGCUCUGCCUCUGAGGUGGGCGCUGGAGGAAGGCAGCAGCCCCGCUGCCAGCCGCCCAUCCACAUUCCCACCUGUCCGCCUGGCUGCCCGCUGUUCGCCUGGAAACCUGUCUGUCUAUCUAUCUGUAAUCCUGACUCUGUCCGCUUGUCCAUCUGACCGUCCUUCUCUGUCCAGCCAUCUGGCUGUCAAUCCAUUUGUUUGUCUCUGGCUCCGGUCUAUUUGUCCAUCUGUCCCAUCAUCUGUGAGUCCAUCUGCUCAUCUUGUUGUCCAUUCAUCCACCUGUCUCUCUGUAUCUCUCCGCCCACUGGUGUGUGUGCCCACUUACCUCCUCUCUCCCCCUGGACCACAGAGCCAUGGCCCAGGGCCACGGGGCCAUGGUCAGCAUGGUCCUGCUGGGGCUGGGGCUGGCGCUGGCCAUCACUGUGCCUAUCGUGGUCGUCUCUUGGCACCGUGUCCACUGUGGCCCCCAGGCCUUUGCCCAUGCUGCGGUUGCUGCGGACUCUAAGAUCUGCUCGGACAUUGGACGAGCCAUCCUCCAGCAGCACGGCUCACCUGUGGAUGCCACCAUCGCGGCUCUGGUCUGCACCGGGGUUGUCAACCCCCAGAGCAUGGGCCUGGGUGGAGGGGUCAUCUUCACUAUCUACAAUGCGUCCACAGGGAAGGUGGAGGUCAUCAACGCCAGGGAGACGGUACCCGCCAGCCACGUCCCAGGUCUGCUGGACCAGUGCAAGCAGGCCCAGCCUCUGGGCACAGGUGCCCAGUGGAUCGGGGUGCCUGGGGAGCUCCGUGGCUACGCUGAGGCCCACCACCGCCACGGCCGCCUGCCCUGGGCGCAGCUCUUCAGGCCCACCAUCGCGCUGCUCCGGGGGGGCCUCCGCGUGCCCCGCAUCCUCAGCCGCUUCCUGCGUAGCAGCUACCUGCGCCCUUCCCUGCACGCAUCGUCCCUGAGGCAGCUCUUCUUCAAUGGGACAGAACCCCUGAGUCCUCACGACCCACUCCCGUGGCCCGCGCUGGCCGCCACCUUGGAGACCGUGGCUGCGGAAGGCGCAGAGGCCCUCUACACAGGGAGGCUGGGCCAAAUGUUGCUGGAGGACGUUGCCAAGGAAGGGAGCCGGCUGACCCCGCAGGACCUGGCAUCAUUCCGGCCUGAGGUGGUGGACGCCCUGGAGGUGCCCCUGGGGGACUACACCCUGUACUCACCGCCACCGCCUGCAGGGGGCGCGAUUCUCAGCUUUGUCCUCAAUGUGCUCAAAGGGUUCAACUUUUCCGCGGAGUCAGUGGCCAGGCCCGAGGGGAGGGUGAACUUGUACCAUCACCUCGUGGAGACGCUCAAGUUUGCUAGGGGGCAGAGGUGGCGGCUGUGGGACCCUCGAAGCCACCCGGAGGUCCAGAACGCCUCCCAGGACCUGCUGGGGGAGGCUCUGGCCCAGCACAUCCACCAGCAGAUCGACACCCGGGGUGACCACCAGCUCAGCCACUACAGCCUGGCCGAGACCUGGAGCCAUAGGAUGGGCACGGCCCACGUGUCCGUGCUGGGGGAGGAUGGCAGCGCUGUGUCUGCCACCAGCACCAUCAAUACGCCCUUUGGAGCCAUGGUGUACUCACCGCGCACGGGCAUCCUCCUCAACAACGAGCUCCUGGACCUGUGCUGGAGGCACCGGCGGGGCUCCGGAGUCACCCCCCCUCCUGUUCCAGGUGAGCGGCCCCCUUCAUCCAUGGUCCCCUCCAUCUUGGUCAACGCAGCCCAGGGGUCGAAGCUGGUGAUCGGCGGGGCUGGCGGGGAGCUCAUCAUCUCUGCUGUGGCCCAGGCCAUCAUGAACAAGCUGUGGCUGGGCCUUGACCUGCAAGCUGCCAUUGCAGCCCCCAUCCUGCACGUGGACAGCAAGGGCCGGGUAGAGUACGAGCCCAGCUUCAGCCAGGGUCCUCUCCAUGGCAGGAGGACUUGAUGCUCUCCCAGGACUCAUCCUCUUAGGCCCUUCUCCUUGACCUUGACUGAAGGUCUUUACUCUGUGAACACCAUUCUCCAAGGACCUCAACUCUGAGAAUUUGGACCUGACAGCCUGGAAUCCAGAGAACCCCGAGCCCACGGCCCUCAGCUCCCUGGAAGGUUAGAGUGUUGGCCACACAGGUCAGGACCUCCCAUGGAGAACAUCUGAGGCACUGGGUGGAGACCUUGAGUCUCCAAGGGCCCUCAGAGCCAAGGCCCAGGCCUGAGGCCAGGAGGGUCCUUGUUCCUCAGGGCCUUGGAGUUUGGCCACUACGACGCUAAAGAAUAGUCUCCGAGGACCACAGGUCCUGCUGUGGCUGUGAGGAGCUGGGCCUUCCAACCUAAGGACACUAGGUAAUUAGCACGUCAGGCAGAGAUACACCCAAGGCCAUAGCGCCUGGAGACCUUGCCGUACCCGUGGCUCAGGUCCUGGGGACUGCAGGGCACCUGGAACUGAGGGCCCUGGUGGGCAGGGGUCCGUGGCCUUAAGUGGGAAUGUGGGGCCCGAGUAACACAGGUCUCCACGUGCCAGGAUCUGUGUGAAGAGUCACAGACUGGCAAGUGUGGGGACCAGGCCCCGAGGCAAGGUACUCGGGCGCUCAGACACCAACGCCUGGGCCCUGACGCCCUCCAAUUCCACACACUCACCGUCUCAGACCUGAGCCUUUACAGCCCGUGUUCGUAGUGCCUCACCCUUGGGGACCGCUGGUGCCUGUGGCCUGGGGUCCAUGUCCUUGGACUCAUGGGUGUUCAGAAGCCUCUAGCUGACUCCUCCACCAGCGGGGCAGGGCCCUGGAGAGUCUGGGACCCCCGUCUUCUCAUGCUGGUGUUGAGAUGGCAGGUCCUAAGCUGCCAACAAUGCUGGCACCAGGGCCAUUCCUCCUGUCCAGGGCAGGAGCCAGAUGUUGAGUUGGGCCUUUCUUAUGUAUGGGUGACCUGGGACUCCAAAGGGCCCAAGCUCUGCCUUCUAGAAGAUUUUGCUUUCAAGGUCCUCAAAACGUUGAAAGCUAUCUUCUCCACAGAAGCCCUUGGACUCCUUGGUUGUCACGUUGAGGCCCCUGGUGUCCUUGAUCCAGGACAGAAGUGAACCUGCAUCUCAGCUUCCUUCUAGUCCAGGCGAUGUCCUCCUAUCAUAUCCCCUGGAGCCCAGGCUUCUCCUCUGGGGCCUUUGGAGUGGGAGGCUGUAGACUCCAUGCCUGCAGACAAGGCUGCGUCCAGCGCCCCUCUGUCCUCUCCCAGACUGCACCUGCCAGUCCUGCCUCCUUGGCCAGGGUCCUCAGCUCCCUGCCCGGGGUCCCAGCCCCUCCAUGACCAGCCUUCUCUCCUCUCCAGGAGGUGAAGAAGGGGCUCCAGUACCGGGGCCAGAACCAGACCGAGAGGCCCGUUUUCCUGAACGUGGUCCAGGCCGUGUCCCAGGACGGGGCCUGCGUGUACGCCGCAGCGGA
Molecule: messenger RNA, 5939 nt
Organism: Delphinapterus leucas (beluga whale)
Lineage: Eukaryota; Metazoa; Chordata; Mammalia; Artiodactyla; Monodontidae
Gene: GGT5
Product: gamma-glutamyltransferase 5
Biological process (GO): glutathione catabolic process
Molecular function (GO): glutathione gamma-glutamate hydrolase
Source: RefSeq, a predicted model, not a curated record